This is a messenger RNA of Bombus pascuorum, 6487 nucleotides long. It is a transcript of the gene SCAP, whose product is annotated as sterol regulatory element-binding protein cleavage-activating protein. Gene Ontology annotation, molecular function: sterol binding; protein binding. Gene Ontology annotation, cellular component: endoplasmic reticulum membrane; Golgi membrane. Bases 26 to 4012 code for a protein of 1328 amino acids. The transcript has 12 exons. The record is from RefSeq and is a predicted model, not a curated record. Gene Ontology annotation, biological process: SREBP signaling pathway. Lineage: Eukaryota; Metazoa; Arthropoda; Insecta; Hymenoptera; Apidae.
GUUAGUGAGGCAGCCUUAAAGUGAAAUGUUUCGUAGUUUACCAGAUAGGGUGGCGGGGCUAUAUUAUGCCCAUGGCCUGUUUUGUUCGUCUCAUCCCAUUGUAAUCAUUUCAUUGGCAAUCUCAAUUGUAUUGCUAUGCUGCUCUCCUUUGGUUAAUUUACCAAUGCCUGGCAAUGUGCCAAGGACAAUAAUUAACCAUACUAUUGUACCUGAAAACAAUACAGAGAACUCUGUGUUUUAUGUGCAACAAGUGGUAUUAAGGGUUGGAGUUAUACCAUGGACAGAGGAGUUAACAAUGAUGGAUGCUUUCAGAGGUCCACUGUAUGAAGUUUUUAAUCUUUUAGAAAUCAUACAGAAUUAUCAGCAUCCAAAAACACUAAAGACACUAGGUCAAGUCUGCUUACAUAUUGAAGCAGUUAAAAAAAGAAAUGGCAAAAAGUCUGAAGUUUUGCCAGAAUACAAUUGUUUGGUUCUUUCACCUGCAAAUCUAUGGCAACGAAGUAUUGAACUGUAUGCACAAGAUACAAAUCUUAUAAAUACUAUAUAUUCGUACCAGAAUCUACAAAAAGGUAAAAUUAGUUUAGCCGAAGUAAUGUUUGGAAUGAAUUUAAAAGAAACUGGAAUUAAAAGAUAUCCAAUUCGACUUAGACAAAGGAUUUUACAAUAUGCAGUAACUAUUUACUUAAAGGACUAUGACCCUGAGUUUAUAAAAGGAUUACAACAUAGAUUGAAAAGUUACUAUCAUCUUCAUCAGACGCAAAAUGAUAAUGCUACUUACAUUCCAAUGGAUGAAACAUUGCAUAUUCUUUAUCCUGGUGAAUUUAACUACAGUGACUUUUUCCCCCUGAUGAUGACAUUUUUUGCUUUGUUUUUCUAUGUUUAUUUCUCUGUGCGUAAAAUAGAAUUAAUGAAAUCAAAGAUUGGAAUAGCUUUUAGUGCAACAGUAACAGUGAUAGGUUCUUUGUCUAUGACUGUGGGUAUUUGCUUUUUUUUUGGCUUAACAUUGAGUUUAAGUGGAAAAGAGGUGUUCCCAUAUUUGGUGAUUAUAGUUGGACUAGAAAAUGUGUUGGUAUUAACCAAAAGUGUAGUGAGUACUCCAGCACAUUUGGACGUGAAAAUACGCGUUGCUCAAGCCCUCUCCAAAGAAGGUUGGUCUAUUACUAAAAAUUUGCUUACAGAAGUAACAAUCCUGACAAUUGGAUUGCUUACUUUUGUACCAGCCAUACAAGAAUUUUGUAUAUUUGCCAUUGUGGGAUUAGUCAGUGAUUUCAUCCUGCAAAUAAUGUUCUUUUCAACAAUCCUUGCAAUCGAUAUCCGACGGACUGAGUUGUCUAAUGAAACGUCGAAGUUUCACUUGCCCAACAUACCAACUACGCGUAAGCAAUUUACGACGACCAUAACGAAUAGAAAACCAAAUAUUUUCCGAUCAAAAUCUCAUCCGAGAUUAAAUGGUUUAUCUAGUGGCCCGACGAAUGUCAUAGCUCCAAAUACACAAAACACUCAUACAUUUGGCAAAAUUCCAAAACGUUUACGUCUAGUACAUUUCUGGGCAAGAACUCGAAUAUUUCAGCGUGCCUUUAUGGUAUGGAUGGUUGUCUGGAUCAGCAUGAUCAUUUACAAUUCUGGCAUUGUUGAACAUGUUAUACAUCUAAGCGAAACAUUAAAAUCAGAAUCAGACAUUGAUGGAUACACAGUAGACAGGUCCCAGUCCUCAAGCAAUUACGUCGAAUUAAAUACCAUGAAAUCAGUAUCAAUUGCUUCUGCAACCAUUGCUCCAGAUCAUUUGAACAAACAGGGUGAUUUAACAAAUAAUAUUACCGAUGAACUAAAUAAAUUAAAACCAGUGGAAUUCCCACCUUGGAAUCGUUUAUCGCUUUAUCACUGGUCUUCGAUCCUUUCAAUGUACAAUAUCUCUGCCGCCGGUGGACGUAUAAUUGUAUUACCUACUAUGAAACUGUCUCAUGCUGUCAGUCCGCAAUUAGCGAAACAAAUCAGUAAUCCGAAUGAUGUGCAGCAUUUUCAAUGGCAGAGUUUUGCGACUGUCGCCUUCGACCCGUUAGAUUUCUCAGAUAUGGAAUUACCAACAAGGUCAGAAAGUCGAGGAUAUAACGCGGAUGCUCCUUUCAUUCCCUCCAGUCCGAUGGAAAUAUUUUUAGCGACAGUGCUAUGUCUCAUUAGUAUUAUUGUCGUCGCCUAUACAAUGGUUGUCCUCUAUAGAUGUAUUUGCUCGAGAAAUUACGCCGAAUGGCGAGCAAGUUGGUAUCAGACAGAAAAGGCACACGAUUCAGCAACACAAUUGGUUUUGGAGGCAUUACCCCUAGUUCUUGAAGGUCACGCUCAAGAAGUAGAAUGCAUCGCUACAGACGGCAACACCAUAGCCAGUACCUGUUUAGCUGGACACAUCAAGGUGUGGGAUGCAACAUCGGGUGAACAGUUAAUUCACAUAGACAGAAAACAGUUCUUUAGUAGUCCUAAUAAAAACUUGAACCACACAACGCCGGACGUGGAUGAGUUAAUGUCGGAUUACGAAAGUGGCUCGCCACCUUCGAGAGGGGAAAUGGAGAACACUAAUCCGUUUGGAUCGUAUUACUGGCCAGCGUCGACUUUUCACUGCAGAAAAUCCUCUCCUGGAUUAUAUAAUAUGCAUAGAGGGCAAAAUGAUAAUAGAAAAAGGCAUUCAAUGGGAAACACACUGGACUAUGAAUAUCAAAUCAAUGAAUUCAACUUGGAGAAGAAAAAAAAUAGUCGUAAAAGUUUGGACAACGCUUACGAUCUUCCAGACUUAAAAUCAGCGAUAAAUAUCAAGUUUACAUCGAUGAAAGAGUUCCAAGCACAGCAAUAUCGCGAGCAAGGAUUCGAUUUUGGCGACCAAUAUAAACAUCUCUUUGAGGAACAUAAUAGGUCUAUAGACGAGCUGCAGAAUUCAGGGAGUUUAGAACAAUUGUGCAUUCCUAGCGCACAGUUAAACUCGCCUGGUGUAGUGGACAAUGUGACUUUUGUGAAUAUAGAUAAAACUGUGCAAAUCUCGCAUGCAGUGUCUCCUAUUUGGUGUAUGGACUAUCAGGAGAACCUUAUAGUCGUGGGUUGUGCAAACGGCAGCUUAGAAUUUUGGGAAGGUACUACAGGUAAAUUUAAGUGUUUGUUCGAUGACGGAUCAGGGCUCGGAAUAUCCGUCGUAAAAUUCAUCGGCAGUAGAGUGGUGGCAGCUAAAUUAAACGGUUCCAUUGACUUUCUACAAUUAGAAAGUUAUAGCGAAGGUCAACAAAUUGACUGGGGCUUCACGUCCUAUAGAAGAACUCACGUCAGAACAGGAAGUGCUGGCUCACCUAUGGAUAUAAAUAACAUCAUGCAAUCCGAAGAAGACCUUCGCUGCAUGAAAAUUAGCUCUCAUAAAGCACACCAGCAAGCAAUAACGGUGCUUGACAGCGAGGGUGGUCGAGUUUUAACUGGUAGUCAGGACCACACUCUUAAAGUAUAUAGACUGGAGGACCAGUUGCCAUUGUAUACCCUCCAUGGUCAUUGUGGCCCCAUAUCCUGUCUAUUCAUUGACAGGGUGAGUCCUAUGACGUCCGGCAGUGGGUCUCAAGAUGGCCUUUUGUGUGUCUGGGAUCUCUUAACUGGAACGUGUAUGUACAGUAUACAAGCUCACGAUGGUGCUAUAGCCGCUAUUACGUGCUCCGUGUCGUACGUGAUAAGCAUUGGCACUGAUGAGAGGUUAUGCGUAUGGGAACGAUUUCAGGGACACUUACUACAUGCUCUUCCAGCACACAGAUCAGCAUACAGUUUACAGUUAGUCAUGUUAACACAUCAUUUACUCAUAACCAGCAGUCAGGGAUCACUAGUAGUUUGGGACGUGAGGACGGGAGAGCCUGUGCGCGAAGUGAGACUGGGUCACACAGAUAGUUGUAUUUUCGUAAAACAAAUGUUAGCAUUAAGAGAUAGCGUAGUGUGCGAUUUCGGUCGACAAUUGCGGAUAGUCAGAUUCCCGUUGGUCUCUGAUAAACUAGAUUAAGAUCUGUAUAUGCACCACUGUACAUAGCUCUGUUUCGUUUCUUAUUUAAUUUUAAUAUUUGAACAGCGUUCUACCAUCUAUGGAGAUAUAGAUUUUUACACGACGUACAUUUUACAUUUGAAAAUUAGACACACACUUUUAAUAUCAAUUUUUUUACACCAGACUACACCUGUCAUGAUCGUCGCCUUAAUAUAUUUGUAUCCUAUCGUGAUAGGUAAAGAGAAACGUGUAGGGUAUAUAAGUAUACUUAACCCUUUCUAUGAACCUACGAAAAAUUUUCAACGAUUCUCGAGAUGGUUUAUGUACAUUUGAAUAUAUCGCUAAAAGCAAUGAUACACGAUAGAGAUCAUAUUUUUAGAUAACUAAACAGAGAAUCGAAUAACUUUUGAUAUCUCCGUUCGUUGCCUAAAUAACAAAUAAAAAAUAUGGCUGUGCUAUAUUUCGAGGCAUCCAUUUUCUUUCACAAUGCGAUUUAUGAGCAUUUUCAUAAGCGUCGUUUGUUAUUUUCCUUUCUAUUUAAGCAACUUGGGAGUAGAUUCAUAUGCGGAACUGACAUUUUUGAUUGUUAAAUCGGAGCUGUUAAAUACAGAUACGUGCUGGGAUUUCACUUCUGUAUUGUGCAAGCAUCUAGACUGCGGAUAUUUAUAUAUUUAUGAGAAAUUUAAGGGCAAUAAUGCAUGGUAUAAAAUAUCCAAAUUUGUUAUGUACAUUUUUCUAUUAUAUAGGUUCUAUUAAUUAUUAAUUAUAUUCAUAAAAGUAUGAAUCUGCAUAAAUAUCUGCAGUCUAGAAAUAACGACGAGUUAGUUGAUAAACAGUACAUUUAUCGGUUUACUAUAGAGGAUCUUUCAACUCUAAGAGUUUUAUGAAUCAAUGUAUUGCAUAACAAGUGUCUAGCGUACGACGAGAUUUCAUUCUGUCUCUAUGCAAUUUUGUUACACGGUCUAAGAGUGCCUUUAUUCAGUCUUUAUUUAAUCUAAUUAAAUAUAAACGUAUCUUCAUAAGGGGCUGUGGAAAUGAAUAAAACAGAUUACAAUCUUCUGACGCUUGGCCCCUCGACAUGACGUCAAUGGAGGCUUGCAAAUUUACAAUUAUCUAGAAUCGUAUAUUGAAUGUUAAUUCAUUUAGAGCAUUGACAGAAAAGUAUGUAAUUUAAUUUCGCCUGCCAAGAGUCUUUCGGAACUGUUGAAUUUAAUUCUCAAGAAUCGAGCUCUUAGGCUGGAAGAAUUGAAUAUUUAACAUCCUAUGUAUUAAAUCAUGUAGUCUUGUUUAGUUUUAGCGAUCUAUUUUUAUAAUAAGAAUUAUUACUUUCAAACGAACGAAAAUGGGUCCUAUUUUGCAUACAUAUAUAAUAUACAUAUGUAUCAACAUAGAAGAUUUAAUAUGUAAAUUGUCUUCUCCGCUUCGCGAUUCGCUAAGGUUCGAAGGGAAGAAUAUGUAUAUUUUGGGACACAUAACGAUGCAGAGUGUCGCCAAUGUUUUAUUCUUCUGAGAGGAAGUUGUACAAAAGCGUUCAAAUCAAGUCCAAGUGUAAAAUUUGAAAUAUAGAAAAUUAUUGUUGAAGAGAGCGUUUAGUGUUACAGAAAGGGUUCCCAGUUAUUAGCUGCAUUAGCUGUUUGAAGGAAAAUUUCAGAAGUUUAUUUUAAAUUUAAAAAUAUGAUGUUUUUAUUGCUCGCAAAUUAUGUGAUAUACAGACUGCAGAUUGUAUGCAAACUUUUAUUGUUACGGCCACAAUUAAAGAAAUGGAACUCAAACAGAGAUUCGUUCCACAUAACUACAUAUAACAAAUAAUAUGCUUUAGAUGUUUUAUAUAUAAUAUCUUUCUUAAUCUAUUUAUAGUUAAUUCUAAUUACUUUAAAUUUUGAUAAAAGCAUAGAACUUUGCAGUCUAGCGAUACGUAGUUGUUACUUGGACUUCCAUUUGUAUAAUGAAACUCUGGAUAAUUUAUCAGAAAGAUGCAAUCAUAUUUUUAAAACAUACACAACAACUUCCACAUUUUCAUUUGAACAUUUGCAGUUAAUUACCAGGGGACUCCUUCGUUGGGUUUGGAAGUUUGGCAUGUGUGUUAUGAAAUGAAUGUUCAAGAUAGCGAUCUAUAUGUCUUUAGACUGAAUUGUGUGGCGGUACGUGUCAACAAAUUUCGUUUUAUUUUUCUGAUACAAGUUUGAGGCAAUUAGCGUUGGGCCAUGCGUCUAUUAAAUAUAGAGAUAUAUAUUUUUCUUAACCAAAGUUAUAAAUCAUAUCAGAAAUCAUGACACGUUCAUAUUCAUAGAAGUCGUUACGCGAAAGGAAUGAAAAAAAAGCAAGGAUAAAACAAUUGAACAAAGAAACAAGAAGAUGCUUUUAAUGACACAGUUGGCUGGCUAACGUUUCAUUUAGGAUUUCGCGUGAUUUUUAUAUUUAUUUAAUUAAUUUAACAUGUGCAAAUAUGUCGUACACCAGAUAUACUGUUCUUAAUAAAUUCUCACAUUUACUACA